This is a messenger RNA of Acanthamoeba castellanii str. Neff, 672 nucleotides long. RefSeq names its product 3'5' exonuclease domain containing protein. Lineage: Eukaryota; Discosea; Longamoebia; Acanthamoebidae. Bases 1 to 672 code for a protein of 223 amino acids. Gene Ontology annotation, biological process: nucleobase-containing compound metabolic process. The transcript has 2 exons. Gene Ontology annotation, molecular function: 3'-5' exonuclease activity; nucleic acid binding. The record is from RefSeq and is a predicted model, not a curated record.
AUGCUGCAACUCGGUAGCAUGCCCCCAGCUCUCGAAGAGCUUCUCGACAAGCACUUGAAGGUGGGGCUCGCUGUGACCAACGAUCUGAGAAAGCUGCACUCUCAGUUCUUUCUCAUCCCGCGAGGGUUGCUCGACGUCGCUACGAUGGCGCGCAGGCUCAGCUACACCCGCCUGGGUCUGCAGUCGCUGGCGCAGGACCUCCUCGGCAAGCACGUAGCCAAGGGCAAGGCGCGCAGCAACUGGGGGAGCGACCAGCUCACCCCCGGACAGCUCUCGUACGCCGCCACCGACGCCUUCGCCACGCUUCUCAUCUACAAACAGCUCGAAGCGAUCGAAGUCGUGGAGUGCCAGGGACACUGGACCAUGGUGCUGGCCGACGAUGAGGCGGCCGUGGAAGCGGAGCUCAACGCCGUCGGCCCGCGCAUCAGGGAGCUCAAGGAGAGCGUGCGGAAGCUCACCCGACGCAACGCCGACUUGGCCGCCCGGCUGGCCGCCGUCGAAGCCGAGGCCCAGCGCACCAAAGCCGCCUACGAGGCCGAGGCCCAGCGCACUCGGGCCGCCUUCCAAGCUGAGGCCCAGCGCACCCGGGCGGCAUUUCAAGCCGAGGUCCAGCGGACACGGGACGCCUUCGAGGACCGUAUCGCAGAAAUCGAGGAACAUCUGUUCUGGUGA